Messenger RNA from Sipha flava (yellow sugarcane aphid), 1092 nucleotides. Its product is annotated as zinc finger MYM-type protein 1-like. The coding region runs from base 10 to 1092 and encodes 360 amino acids. The transcript has 4 exons. NCBI's taxonomy places the organism in Eukaryota, Metazoa, Arthropoda, Insecta, Hemiptera, Aphididae. The record is from RefSeq and is a predicted model, not a curated record.
GCUAGCGUGAUGUCAGGUCAUACUGGUGGAGUUCAGGCAAAGCUUAAAGAAAUACAUCCUAAAGCUAUUUAUGUACACUGUAUGGCACACAAAUUAAAUCUUGUGGUCAUUGAUAUGUGUAAACAUUUAAAGGACGCACGGAAUUUAUUUAAUGGCCUGGAAGCGUUGUAUGUUCAUUUUAAUCAACCUACGAAAAAUAAAAAAAUGACUGACAUUCAAGAAAAACUAGGAGUUAAAAAAACAAAAAUUCCACAGUUAUCAGAUACUCGAUGGGUCUGCCGUUAUAAGAGUUGUAACUCAGUCAUCGCAAAUUUUAAACCUAUUCUAUAUAUUCUUGAUGAAGAAAUAGAAUUACAAAAAGAUAAAGAUGUUGCCCAAGCAAUAGGUCUACUGUCUACAAUAAAGAAUGGGAAAUUUGUGGUACAUUUGUUUGUUCUUAAUGAUGUUUUAAAAAUUAUUAACAUUCUAAGUACUCAAUUGCAAUCAAAGUCUACAACUCUUGGAAAAUCUAGUUCAUUAGUAUGUGGUGUGAUUGAUACUCUGAAAAAUAACCGUUCAGAUGUAUAUUUUGAUAACCUGUGGAAUGAUAUUACUAUAUUUUGUGAAGAACAUGAUGUGUCACUGGAUAUUCCUUCACAAGGUGGCUCUAAACGUCUUAGAAGGGAACCUACAUAUUUACAACAGUAUGCUGUAAUGUCAACUACUUCGGCAGAAGAAGACCGUGUUAAUGAUGUACUAAUGGGUACUUCAAUAAAUAAAAAUUAUUGGAAAAUGCAUUGUUUUUAUCCUAUACUUGAUACUAUUAUUGUCAAUAUGGAAAAACGGUUUUCACCAGAAAGUAUGGAAAUAGCCCAAUCUGAUUUAUUUGGUGUUUCCAAAGAUUCUUUAAGAUCAGAAAUGAUGGUUAUCAAAAAUGUCUUGAAAGUUAAUGUUGAUUUGGAAGUUCUGCAAAAUCACUUAAACUCAUUGAAUAGCAAACAAAUCUUUCCAAAUUAUUACAAAUUAUUUAAUGUAGCAAUAACUUUGCCAAUCAAUUCCGCUACUUGUGAAAGGUCAUUUUCUGCAAUGAGGAGGUUGAAAACAUGGAUGUGA